UAUUGAUUACUGCAUCUUUUCAGUUGCCAAGGUGAUAGUCCGCUGGCUGAAAACUUGAAAACUUUCCCAGCUCUAAGAUCGCGGGCGCAUUAGUCAAAAACAUUUCAGACUGAACUUUCGACUUUUUUAACAUUCUUUCGCGAAUAUGGUGGUUUUAAGGGCAAAGCUUAUUGUUGCGGGGGAUUCUUGUACAGGAAAAACCGCACUAACUCAGGUUUUCCAUAGUGAUGGCACUCACUAUCCGAAAAAUUAUACUAUGACAAUUGGUGCAGAGGUUUUGGUGAAAGUGAUUCACAUUCCAGAGACCCAGGACAGUGUAGAGUUAUACAUGAUUGACUCUGCUGGAAAGGAAAUGUUUGCAGACACAGUUCAACAAUAUUGGGAAAAUCCAGAUCUUCUUCUUGUUGUCUACGAUGUUUCCAAUGAACACUCAUUCAAUGCAUGCAAUAAAUGGCUGGAAAGAUGCCGUGCAAUGUCAUCCUAUCCCAAUACUCCUGGUGCUCUGAUUGGAACAAAAACAGAUUUGAAGCAGAGACGAUCUGUUUCUGGUAAAGAAGGCAAAGAAUUUGCCAGCUCAAAGAAUCUGGAAUACUUUGAAUGCUCCGCUAAAGAGCACCAGAAUGUUGAAGCUCCAUUUUACUAUCUUGCACAAGAAUUUCACAAGCUAUAUCAGGAGAAAUUAGACUCAAUGAAGGCAUUGUCAUAGAGCAACAUACUAAAAAAAAGUUUGCCAAUUUGUAAUCAUGUAUAUAUAUUUAUUUCAUGGAUGUCUUUAUAUAAAUUUAUUAAUUAUCCUUAAUUGUUAUUAACCACUUAGUAACUGCAGAAUAUAACACAUCUGAUCUUUUAGAUAUAACAUAUUGACUGAACACAUAGACCUUGAAGCAAAAAUGUACAUAUUCGACGCAUUUUGGGUAACAAAUUGAUAAAAAGAAACUUAAGUAUUUAAAGAAAUAUUUGCCCAACAUUGCCGAGACAACUGAUCUAAUUAGGAAAGAAAUUGCAUCCCUGAUGUAAAUGUUAAAAAAGGCGCUGUAGUUCAAUAAGAAAAACUUUUCAGUAUAUAUGCUAAUGUUUAUGCCAAUAAAACAAAAGUAACAGUGA
Messenger RNA from Exaiptasia diaphana, 1104 nucleotides. Its product is annotated as intraflagellar transport protein 27 homolog. The transcript has 7 exons. The record is from RefSeq and is a predicted model, not a curated record. NCBI's taxonomy places the organism in Eukaryota, Metazoa, Cnidaria, Anthozoa, Actiniaria, Aiptasiidae. Gene Ontology annotation, molecular function: GTP binding; GTPase activity. Bases 146 to 706 code for a protein of 186 amino acids. Gene Ontology annotation, cellular component: Golgi apparatus.